AUGCCCAAGUGUGAAGCCAGUCAGACCAGACAGUUUCUGGAUCCAGUGCAGGGACUUCUGGUCAGGGUCAUAGGAGUUUUGCUCGUCUCUGGUGCUCACAACUUUGACUUCUCCAGGUCUUUGUCAAAACCUCGGUUGGGGAUCCUCAAGAAUAACAGCCUGAGGAAGAUGGUGUUGCUGUCUGACACUGUGUCCCCAGUUUUACAUAUUCAACAAGACAUUGUGGGGGAAGCUUUCUGGGAUAUCCAGGCUGUGUGGAGGAGCUCAGAGGCAUGUGUGCAGGUCUUUGUCAAAGCCUUGGUGGGGAUCCUCAGGAAUAACAGCCUGAAGAAGAUGGUGUUGCGCCAUCUGACACGCUGUCCACAGGAUGUAGUGACAUUCUCCCAUGUGGCUGUGAGUUUCAGCCCAGAAGAGUGGACAUGCCUGGAUGCCUCUCAGCGAAAGCUCUACAAGGACGUGUUGCUGGAGACCUACCAGCAUCUGUGGGCCGUUGAAACCCUCAGUGGACAGAAUUUCCAGGAUUGUCAGCAGUGUGGACAAAAGUUGAGUCAAAAGUUACCCUGUGGUGACCAUACUUCUAUCAAAGCAGAAGACAAACCACAUUCAUGUGAAGAAUGUGGGAAGGUCUUCCGACUUGAGAUGAUCAAGGACUGCACCUCUGUCCAUGUGUCUCUGGACACAGGAGAGCCAUGUCGUAUCCCCAACUGUAAAGCAGUUUCUCAGGCCUCUGAGCUCCUCUCCCUGGGUCUAUCUUACUACUCGGGAGCAGAUGGGGACGCAUUGACCUUCUCCGAUGUGGCCGUGAACUUCACCCAGGAAGAGUGGACAUCCCUGGAUGCCUCUCAGCGAAAGCUCUACUGGGACAUGAUGCUGGAAACCUACCAACACCUGCGAGACGUUGAAAUCCACGUGCAGCUUCAGGAUGUGGCGCUUCCACAGUUUGAUUUGGGAAAGGGAUCAUCUAAUUUGAGUCAGCUGGAAGAGAGUGACCUCACUCCAAAGAAACCCUCCCCUGGGAGAAGCUUCUCACAGUCUGUUCUGCACAAACCUCGAGAACAAACCAACCCAGUGGCUCAGUCCACGGACUGUGGGAGAGUAGCACUGUUUAUAGUGAGUCCUUCAGGACGAAAGGCCCAGAAGCAAAUCAAUGAUGUACUGAAUCCGUCCAAGUGUAAAAAUUGUGAGGGAGCUUUCCCAUGUCCUUGGCACUAUGGUGUUCCUUUAGAAAACCUCAGUGGACAGAAUUUCCAGGAAUGUCAUCAGCUUGGACAAGAGUUGAGUCAAAAGUUACCGUGUGUUGACCAUAUUUCUAUCAAAGCAGAAGACAGACCACAUUCAUGUGAAGAAUGUGAGAUUGUCCUUCGUCGAUCUUCAGACCUUAUCAUACAUAGGACAGUUCACACUGGAGAGAAACCUUUUGUUUGUAAGGAAUGUGGAAAGACCUUUUGUCAAUCCUCAGAACUUAUUGUACAUAGGACAAUUCACACUGGAGAGAAACCUUAUGUUUGUAAGGAAUGUGGGAAGGCCUUCAAGCGAUCCUCACACCUUAUUGAACAUAGGAGAGUUCACACUGGAGAGAAACCUUUUGUUUGUAAUGAAUGUGGAAAGGCCUUCUGUUGGUCCUCAAACCUUAAUAACCGUAAGAGAAUUCACACUGGAGAGAAACCUUAUGUUUGUAAGGAAUGUGGGAAGGCCUUCUGUCGAUCCUCAUACCUUAUUGAACAUAGGAGAGUUCACACUGGAGAGAAACCUUUUGUUUGUAAGGAAUGUGGAAAGGCCUUCUGUCGAUCCUCAAGCCUUAAUAACAAUAAGAUAAUUCACACUGGAGAGAAACCUUAUGUUUGUAAGGAAUGUGGGAAGACCUUCUCUCAAUCAGGGAACCUUAUCGUACAUAGGAGAAUUAACACUGGAGAGAAACCUUUUGUUUGUAAGGAAUGUGGAAAGGCCUUCAAGCGAUCUUUACACCUUAUUGAACAUAGGAGAGUUCACACUGGAGACAAACCUUUUGUUUGUAAGGAAUGUGGGAAGGCCUUCAGGCAAUCCUCACACCUUAUUGAACAUAGAAGAGUUCACAGUGUAGAGAAACCUUUUGUUUGUAAGGAAUGUGGAAAGGCCUUCAGGCAAUCCUCACACCUUAUUGAACAUAGAAGAGUUCACAGUGGAGAGAAACCUUUUGUUUGUAAGGAAUGUGGAAAGGCCUUCAGGCAAUCCUCACACCUUAUUGAACAUAGAAGAGUUCACAGUGGAGAGAAACCUUUUGUUUGUAAGGAAUGUGGAAAGGCCUUCUGUUGGUUCUCAAACCUUAAUAACCAUAAGAGAAUUCACACUGGAGAGAAACCUUAUGUUUGUAAGGAAUGUGGGAAGACCUUCUCUCAAUCAGGGAGCCUUUUUAAUCACUCUAAAAUUCAUAGUAAGGAGAGACCUCGUAAAUGUCAGAAAUGUGGGUAGGCUUUCAAUCUGCAUUCACGCCUUACACGCCAUAUGAAAAAUCAUACGGGAGAGAAACCUUAUAAGGAAUGUGGGGAGGCCUUCAAAUUCUCAUCAUCCCUUUCUAAUCAUAGAAAUAAUCAUACUGGAGACAAACCACAUUCAUGUGAAGAAUGUGGGAAGGUCUUCUGGUAUUCCUCACACCUUAUUAACCAUAGAAGAAUUCACAGUGGAGAGAAACCUUUUGUUUGUAUGGAAUGUGGGAAGGCCUUCUGUCAAUCCUCAAACCUUAUUCAACAUAGGAGAAUUCACACUGGAGAGAAACCUUUUGUUUGUAAGGAAUGUGGGAAGGCAUUCAGUCAAUCCUCAAGCCUUAUUGUACAUAGGAGAAUUCACACACUGGAGAGACUGUAUGUUUGUAAAGAAUGUGCAAAGGCUUUCUGUGGAUCCUCAGACAUUAUUGUACACAGGAGAAUUCACACUGGAGAGAAACCUUUUGUUUGUAAGGAAUGUGGAAAGGCAUUCAGUCAAUCCUCAAACCUUAUUGUACAUAGGAGAAUUCACACUGGAGAUAGACCUUAUGUUUGUAAGGAAUGUGGGAAGGCCUUCCGUCAAUCCUCACACCUUAUUCUACAUAGGAGAGUGCACACUGGAGAUAAACUUUAUGUUUGUAAGGAAUGUGCGAAGGCUUUCUGUGGAUCCUCAGACCUUAUUGUACACAGGAGAAUUCACACUGGAGAGAAACCUUAUGUUUGUAAGGAAUGUGGGGAGGCCUUUCGUCAAUCCUCACACCUUUUUAACCAUAGGAGAAUUCAUACUGGAAAGAAAACUUUUGUUUGUAAGGAAUGCGGAAAGGCCUUCAGUCGAUCCUCACACCUUAUUCGACAUAGGAGAAUUCACACUGGAGAGAAACCUUUUGUUUGUAAGGAAUGUGGAAAGGCCUUCUGUCGAUCCUCAAACCUAAUUGAACAUAGGAGAAUUCACACUGGAGACAGACCUUAUGUUUGUAAACAAUGUGGGAAAGCCUUCUAUCGAUCCUCAUCCCUUAUUAUACAUAGGAAAAUUCACACUGGAGAGAAACCUUAUGUUUGUAAGGAAUGUGGGAAGGCCUUCUGUCAUUCUUCACACCUUAUUGUACAUAGGAGAAUUCACACUGGAGAGAAACCUUAUGUUUGUAAGGAAUGUGGGAAGGCUUUCUGUGCAUCCUCAUACCUUAAUGUACACAGGAGAAUUCACACAGAAGAGAAACCUUAUUCAUGUGAAGAAUGUGGGAAGACCUUUCGUCGAUCCUCAGACCUUCUUCGACAUAGGCGAAUUCAUACUGGAGACAGACCUUAUGUUUGUAAGGAAUGUGGGAAGGCCUUCUGUCAAUUUUCACACCUUAUUGUACAUAGGAGAAUUCACAGUGGAGAGAAACCUUUUGUUUGUAAGGAAUGUGGAAAAACCUUUUGUGGAUCCUCACAACUUAUUUCUCAUAGGAGAAUUCACACUGGAGAGAAACCUUUUGUUUGUAAGGAGUGUGGAAAGGCUUUCUGUCAAUCCUCACACCUUAUUUCUCAUAGGAGAAUUCACACUGGAGAGAAACCUUUUGUUUGUAAGGAGUGUGGAAAGGCCUUCUGUCGAUCCUCAAACCUUAUUUUACAUAGGAGAAUUCACACUGGAGACAGGCCUUAUGUUUGUAAGGAAUGUGGGAAGGCUUUCUGUGCAUCCUCAGACCUUAUUGUACACAGGAGAAGUCACACUGGAGAGAAACCUUAUGUUUGUAAGGAAUGUGGGGAGGCCUUCAACUGUGCCAGUUGCCUUAUCCAGCAUGAGAGAAUUCAUACUGGAGAGAAACCUUUUGUUUGUAAGGAAUGUGGGAAGGCCUUCUGUGAAUCCUCAAACCUUAUUCGACAUAUAAGAAUUCACACUGGAGAGAAACCGUUUGUUUGUAAGGACUGUGGAACGGCCUUCAGUCGAUCCUCAGACCUUAUUGUACAUAGGAGAAUUCACACUGGAGAGAAACCUUUUGUUUGUAAGGAAUGUGGGAAGGCCUUCUGUCAAUCCUCAAACCUUGUUAAUCAUAGGAGAAUUCAUACUGGAGAGAAACCUUUUGUUUGUAAGGAAUGUGGAAAGGCCUUCUGUGAAUCCUCAAACCUUAUUCGACAUAUAAGAAUUCACACUGGAGAGAAACCGUUUGUUUGUAAGGACUGUGGAACGGCCUUCAGUCGAUCCUCACACCUUAUUGUACAUAGGAGAAUUCACACUGGAGAGAAACCUUUUGUUUGUAAGGAAUGUGGGAAGGCCUUCUGUCAAUCCUCAAACCUUAUUGAACAUAGGAGAAUUCACACUGGAGAGAAACCGUUUGUUUGUAAGGACUGUGGAACGGCCUUCAGUCGAUCCUCACACCUUAUUGUACAUAGGAGAAUUCACACUGGAGAGAAACCUUUUGUUUGUAAGGAAUGUGGGAAGGCCUUCUGUCAAUCCUCAAUCCUUAUUGAACAUAGGAGAAUUCACACUGGAGAGAAACCUUUUUUUUGUAAGGAAUGUGGAAAGGCCUUCUGUCAGUCCUCAAAUCUUAAUAAGCAUAGGAGAAUUCACACUGGAGAGAAACCUUAUAUUUGUAAGGAAUGUGGGGAGGCCUUCAAAUUCCGAGCCUCCCUUUCUUAUCAUAGAAAAAAUCAUACUGGAGACAAACCACAUACAUCUGAAGAAUGUGGGAAGGUCUUCCAUCAAUCCUCACACCUUAUUCAACAUAGGAGAAUUCACACUGGAGAGAGACCUUAUGUUUGUAAGGAAUGUGGGAAGGCAUUCAGUCGAUCCUCACACCUUAUUCAACACAGGAGAAUUCACACUGGAGAGAAACCUUAUGUUUGUAAGGAAUGUGGGGAGGCCUUCACUCAUUCACGGUACCUGACAAAGCACAGGGGAAUUCAUGGUGUAAAGAAACCUCAUCAAUGUCCGACAUGUGGGAAGUCCUUCCCUCUAAGCUCCUCCCUUAUUAAACAUAUAAAAUUUCAUAGUGAAGAGAAACCUCAUCAGUGUCAGACAUGUGGGAAGGCCUUCACUCUACACCCUAACCUUACUGUGCAUAUGAGAGUUCAUACUGGAGAGAAACCAUAUGUAUGUCAUUGUGGGAAGGCCUUUAAUAGUUCCUCAAAGCUUUCUCAACAUAGGAGAAUUCACACUGGAGAGAAACUAUAUAUAUGUAAGGAAUGUGGGGCGGGCUUCAAAUUCCCAUCAUCCCUGACUAAACAUAGAAAAAAAUCAUUCUGGAUGACUUGA
Molecule: messenger RNA, 5691 nt
Organism: Sorex araneus (European shrew)
Lineage: Eukaryota; Metazoa; Chordata; Mammalia; Eulipotyphla; Soricidae
Product: zinc finger protein 208-like
Biological process (GO): regulation of DNA-templated transcription
Molecular function (GO): RNA polymerase II cis-regulatory region sequence-specific DNA binding; DNA-binding transcription factor activity, RNA polymerase II-specific
Source: RefSeq, a predicted model, not a curated record